AGGCAUUUUAACUCAGACUGAAUUACCCCACCAGCUUUCUUGAUUUUCCAGCUUGCAGGUGGCAGAUAAUGAGACUUCUCAGCCUCCAUAAUCAUAUGAACAAGCAAAGACCCCACAAGGCUAAUUUUCAGAGCUAGUAAAUGAGAGAAGAGAACACAAGGAAAAUGAAGAAAGACAAAAUAUUAGCAUCUCUGACAUUUACAGAACAGAUGGGAGAGAAGAACCUGGAGGAAAGCUGUAAAGGGUACAUCAGAGAGUGCCUAUCUUGAGGGUUGGAACAUACGUAGUGGAUAUUCUAUUGUAUUUGCUGAGAGAUUGAUGGAAUCAAUGAUAAAUGAGAAACAAAGGUCAUAAUGUGUCCGGAAUUGGUGGGUUCUUGGUCUCACUGACUUCAAGAAUGAAGCCACGCCCCUCGCGGUGAGUGUUACAGCUCUUAAGAUGGCGCGUCUGGAAUUUGUUCCUUCUGAUGUUAAGAUGUUUUCGGAGUUUCUUCCUUCUGGUGGGUUCGUGGUCUCGCUGGCUCAGGAGUGAAGCUGCAGACCUUCGCGGUGAGUGUUACAGCUCUUAAAGCGGCGCCUCUGGAAUUGUUUGUUCCUCCAGGUGGGCUCGUGGUCUCGCUGGCUUCAGGAGUGAAGCCGCAGACCUUCGCUGUGAGUGUUACAGCUCUUAAGGCGGCGCCUCUGGAGUUGUUUGUUCCUCCAGGUGGGCUCGUGGUCUCGCUGGCUUCAGGAGUGAAGCUGCAGACCUUCGCGGUGAGUGUUACAGCUCAUAAAAGCAGUGUGGACCCAAAGAAUGAGAAGUAGCAAGAUUUAUUGCAAAGAGCGAAAGAACAAAGCUUCCACAGUGUAGAAGGGGACCUGAGCGGGUUGCAACUGCUGGCUCCGGCAGCCUGCUUUUAUUCUCUUAUCUGGCCCCCAUCCACAUCUUGCUGAUUGGUAGAGCCCAGUGGUCUGUUUUGACAGGGCGCUGAUUGGUGUGUUUACAAUCCCUGAGCUAGACACAAAGGUUCUCCCCUUCCCCACCAGAUUAGCUAGAUACAGAGUGUAGACACAAAGGUUCUCCAAGGCCCCACCAGAGUAGCUAGAUACAGAGUGUCGAUUGGUGCAUUCACAAACCCUGAGCUGAUUGGUGUGUUUACAAACCUUGAGCUACAUACAGAGUGCCCACUGGUGAAUUUACAAUCCCUGAGCUAGACAUAAAGGUUCUCUACGUCCCCACCAGACUCAGGAGCCCAGCUGGCUUCACCCAGUGGAUCCCGCACCGGGGCUGCCAGUGGAGCUGCCUGCCAGUCCCGUGCCCUGCGCCCGCGCAAUUCAGCCCUUGGGUGGUUGAUGGGACUGGGCACCGUGGAGCAGGGGGCGGCGAUCAUCGGGGAGGCUCGGGCCGCACAGGAGCCCACCGAGGGGAUGGGAGGCUCAGGCAUGGCGGGCUGCAGGUCCCAAGCCCUGCCCCGCGGGAAGGCAGCUAAGGACCAGCAUGAAAUCGAGCACAGCGCCGGUGGGCUGGCACUGCUGGGGGACCCAGUACACCCUCCGCAGCCGCUGGCCUGGGUGCUAAGCCCCUCAUUGCCCGGGGCCGGCAGGGCCGGCCGGCUGCUCCUAGUGCGGGGCCGGCCAAGCCCACGCCCACCCGGAACUCCAGCUGGCCAGCAAGCGCCGCACGCAGCCCGCGUUCCUGCUCACGCCUCUCCCUCCACACCUCCCUGCAAGCUGAGGGAGCCGGCUCCGGCCUUGGCCAGCCCAGAAAGGGGCUCCCACAGUGCAGUGGUGGGCUGAAGGACUCCUCAAGUGCCGCCAAAGUGGGAGCCCAGGCAGAGGAGGCGCCCAGAGCGAGUGAGGGCUCUGAGGACUGCCAGCACGCUGUCACCUCUCAAUAAUACAAAACUCCUUCACUUGCUUCAUUUCCAUAGGGAUAUGACAAUAGUUUUAAAUCUUAUUUUAAAUCACAACGAAAAAUCUUUGGACUUCAGUUUUUCAUUACUUCAAAAAUUAUGUAUUCAAUAAAUAUUUGCGGGCCAAGCAUGGCGGCUCACACAUAGAAUCCCAGCACUUCGGAAGGCUGAGGCAGGAGUGUUGCUUGAGAUUAGUAAUUCAAGAUCAGCCUGGGCAACAUAGACAGAAUUCAUCUG
Messenger RNA from Pan troglodytes (chimpanzee), 2128 nucleotides. Its product is annotated as T-box transcription factor TBX1-like. The transcript is spliced from 4 exons. Bases 1332 to 1775 code for a protein of 147 amino acids. Lineage: Eukaryota; Metazoa; Chordata; Mammalia; Primates; Hominidae. The record is from RefSeq and is a predicted model, not a curated record.